Messenger RNA from Chaetomium fimeti, 2191 nucleotides. Its product is annotated as kinase-like domain-containing protein. Bases 257 to 2191 code for a protein of 644 amino acids. The transcript has 2 exons. Gene Ontology annotation, biological process: protein phosphorylation. Gene Ontology annotation, molecular function: ATP binding; protein serine/threonine kinase activity. Lineage: Eukaryota; Fungi; Ascomycota; Sordariomycetes; Sordariales; Chaetomiaceae. The record is from RefSeq and is a predicted model, not a curated record.
CAUCACGACCUCCCGCGCGCUUAAAGUCGGACACUUCGGGGCCCAAAGGUCUCGGGGCGAAAGAUGAAGAUGAAUCCUAUCAUGAGAUUUAUUACUGGCUCUCUCGUUAUUAAUACUCCACAGACAACCAGAUCUUCGACUUCUUCUGUACUGCCCCUGUCUGGGACACUCACCGAAUUCAAUUUUCAUUCCUCCUUCCGCUUUUUCUUUCCCUCUUCUCUUUCCCCCAGUGUCUUCAGUCUACCGCUCUUUCACCAUGCCUCCACGGGACCCUCCCCCUCCUCCUCCUAGACCUUUCCGUAGCCUGCUUUUCACCCUUAUUCCGCAGGACGAAGAGGCCAAACGCAUCGUGAGCCUGAAUCCCGACCAUGUUACGCGGCGUCUUGGGGCGCCAGUUCUCGCCUGCUACGCCGACCGUCCUUCUAAGGUCCAGGGACGUCUCUUGUCAUUCGGCCGCAAUUCCACCAACGAUAUCCAGCUGCCAUCGGGUGACCCUACCCCCGAGUCGAGGCAUGCCGUCACUACCAACACCGCGAAGCGCAUCCGCAACGCCGGAAACUACCGCAACCAUCACUUUUUCUUCUUCCUUGCCCCAUCCGGCGAGCUUAUCCUCCGCGACUUGUCGCCGCGUCUGACAGACAUCGAAGUUGAGAAUGCAAAUGUCUAUGAGGCGUCGCUGUACCGCCUUCGUGGCAUUAACCCGCGGCAGCGGGUCAUUCCACGAACCUCGAGAGGGGUCUAUAUCAUCUUCGGCACGAGCACCUGCUUCAAACUCCAAUGGGAGCGUGUGUAUCAAGGACAUGCAGACCUAGACGACUCUGAGAUCCAGGGGGAGCUUGCUGGUCAGGCUCUGGCCCGACAGGCGCACGGAAUGACUCUCACCGGCCCGGAUGAGGACACCCCCGUGCCUCCCCCGAACCAUUCCCGCGAGCUCAGAAGCCGCUACACGCCUUCCGGCGGACCCUCGCUCUCCGGCCGUCUGAUACCCAUUCACAAAUACGGCGUGAUAGGCUCGGGUAGCUUCGGCAGGGUGUCCAAGUCCGUCGAGCUUAGCUCGGGUGAGCUCUGGGCAGUCAAGGAAGUCAAGAGCGGCACGGGUGACGACCAAUGGAAACAAUCCUUCGUCAGAGAAGUCGAAGUGCUGAAAACCCUCCAUCAUGAACAUAUUGUCCAUUUCGAAUCAUAUCAGGAUUUUCGGAUGGGAGGGAGUUACCAAUUGUUCUUUAGAUUCUAUAGGGGCAACCUAGGAAGCCUGAUCCGGCACACUUGCAACCAGCCGGAGAGGCCGAGACUUCCACACAAUUGGGACAGAUUGGUCACCCAGAUGUCUUCUGCACUCGACUAUCUCCACACAAAGGGGGUGGUCCACCGAGACAUCAAGCCCAGGAACAUCAUGUACGACCAUCGUAAGGAAAGUGGCGACGUGGAUUUCUUCCUCGGCGACUUCGGCCUCUCCAUGCCCGCUGCCGCGGUCCAGAAGGCGGCGCUGGGCGGCGGGACUGCUUUUUACAACGCACCCGAGAUCAAGGCGACUCGUUCCCAUACCACAGCGUCUGAUGUCUGGGCCCUGGGCGUUACCCUCUGUCAAUUCUGGGGUUUUUGGUGCAGCGCCGAGGCGGACAUGUCCGACGCGGCCUGGAAGAGAAAGCUCGCCGUUUAUGGGUGUGUUGGCUCUACGGAUAGCAACAGCAUUGUUGCAAGCACCGAGUCUGACAACGACAUCUGGGCACAUCGGGUCGUCGAAUUCGCCCAGAAUACCACCAUUCCCCUCGCCCUCGCCCGCAUGAUGAGCGAGGUCGCAGACGAGCGCCCAACAGCGGCGGAGCUGAAGCAGACCCCCCUCGUCCGGUUUACCGAACUCCCGCCUGAGUCCGCAGCCGCCAGAGGGGCAGUGGGCGCAGCCCAUCCCACACCCCCGGGCAACGAGGCAACUCCACUUCCAGCCCCCCCAUCACGAUCCCCAUCCCGAUCCCCAUCCCGAUCCCCAUCCCGAUUCCCAUCCACCCGAUCCCCAUCCCGAUCCCCAUCCCGAUUCCCAUCCACCCGAUCCCCCUCCCCAUCUCAUCACCAACCCCCACCUGACAGUGACAGCAACAGCAGUCUGUACACGCACGCGCGGGAGCCUGAACCUACCAGCGCUACAGUUACUUAUGAGCGGGGCGCAGAGCAAGCCCCGGUAACUGCCCUUUGA